Messenger RNA from Grammomys surdaster, 584 nucleotides. RefSeq names its product small ubiquitin-related modifier 2-like. NCBI's taxonomy places the organism in Eukaryota, Metazoa, Chordata, Mammalia, Rodentia, Muridae. The record is from RefSeq and is a predicted model, not a curated record. The coding region runs from base 64 to 294 and encodes 76 amino acids. The transcript has 2 exons. Gene Ontology annotation, cellular component: nucleus. Gene Ontology annotation, biological process: protein sumoylation. Gene Ontology annotation, molecular function: ubiquitin-like protein ligase binding; protein tag activity.
CCUUCAGUGCAGACCUGGUGCCUCUUUUGUGAAGCGGCAGCUGAGGAGACUCCGGCGCUCGCCAUGGCUGAUGAGAAACCCAAGGAAGGAGUCAAGACUGAGAACAACGAUCAUAUUAAUUUGAAGGUGGCGGGACAGGAUGGUUCUGUGGUGCAGUUUAAGAUUAAGCGGCACACACCACUUAGUAAACUCAUGAGAGCGUACUGUGAGCGGCAGGACACACCUGCACAGUUGGAAAUGGAGGAUGAAGACACGAUUGAUGUGUUCCAGCAGCAGACAGGAGGUGUCUACUGAAAAGGGAACCUGCUGCUUUACUCCAGAAUUUUGUUAUAGACCAAGAAUACAUUCUCAAUUAGAAAACCGCAGUUUGGUCCCCCCACACCCUGACUACUGCAGUAUAGUUUUCUCUCUUCUUUCAUUUCCCUGUCCCCAUUUCUUUAUUGUACAUAAAGUAACUGGUGUAUGUGCACAAGCAUAUUGCUCUUUUUUACUUUUCCUUUUUUAAACUAAAUGGCCAAUGUUCUGUUUUGGUUGACAUCGGAUGGAGAUGAUCUGGGGGAAAGUCCUGGGUCUGUCAAAAUCUC